This is a messenger RNA of Necator americanus (New World hookworm), 603 nucleotides long. RefSeq lists its product as uncharacterized. NCBI's taxonomy places the organism in Eukaryota, Metazoa, Nematoda, Chromadorea, Rhabditida, Ancylostomatidae. The record is from RefSeq and is a predicted model, not a curated record. Gene Ontology annotation, molecular function: ATP binding; thymidine kinase activity. Gene Ontology annotation, biological process: thymidine metabolic process. The transcript has 6 exons. Bases 1 to 603 code for a protein of 200 amino acids.
AUGGGAGGUCUUCCCGACGUUAAACGUGGUCAUGUGGUCUGCAUCCUUGGUCCAAUGUUCAGCGGCAAAACGACCGAGCUGAUUCGUAUGCACGAUCGAUACAGAAUCGCUGGAAAGAGGUGUAUUCUAGUCAAGUAUGCCGGGGAUACGAGAUAUGACCCAGAGUUAAUUGUAACUCACAAAAGAGUGACGGCAGAAGGCGCUACUCUAAUUGCGAGGACUUUGAGGGAGGUGCGGAGUCAUCUGUUUGCUGCAGAAAACGAAGUGAUCGCCAUUGACGAGGGACAAUUCUUCGACGAUUUGGCCUAUACAUGCGAACAACUGGCAUGUGAAGGAAAAACUGUAAUAAUUGCGGCUUUAGAUGGGACUUUUCUGAGAAAGCCCUUCGCUGAAGUGUCGCAACUGAUCUCGUUCUGUGAUGAGAUCAAGAAGCUCUGUGCUGUAUGUAUGGAAUGCGGCGCGGAUGCCCCGUUUACAUUUAGAAGCACUAAUGAAAAAGCAUUAGAAGUGAUCGGGGGUGAGGAUACGUAUCGAGCGCUAUGCAGGAUUUGUUUCUAUUCAUGUUCGCUUCGCAAAGGCAGCGAACGUUCCAGAAGAGGAUGA